UUGGGUAAUAGUCGGCAAACGUGCCUAUUUUUAUUAUUUUUAAUGUAAGGAAAAGUUAUAAGUAACAUUAAAAAUACGAAUCGGUACCGCAGGUUAAGUGGCGGCAUUAAAGUGCUUCGUUUGAAAAGAAUUUGCAGACCAAGACUAAACAGCAGAUUGUGUGAGCAAUAAAAUCCCGGUGCUGUCAAAAAUGAUAUUCUUCGAGGGGUUUCAGGGGAACAGACAUCCAAUGCAUCCCAUGCAAAGAAGGGAGCCACCCGUUCCUCAAGCUGACAACCCUGGCAAUCAGUGUGUGGAGGUGAACCAUGACGACAUAACCUCCUUACACAAACGCCAAACGACAUCCGCAAAACACUUGACCAUUUACGACAUCUCCAACAAACUUCAAAGGUAUGGCGAAUAUGACAUAGGAGGCAGUUUCACUGACAACGAGCCUGACUUGUGGUUCUAUUUCAAUACAUCUUACUGCCCGGGGAACAAGUGUCUUCUCAACCUAUACGUAUGUCUAAGAAAAGUUGGCAGCUUCAGCAUCGGGAUAAGCAAAUCCCCUGAAGUUAACCACGGACCGGUCACAGGCAACUCGCCCGGACGAUCCUACUUACCAUAUGAAUUUAAAUGGCAAGUGUUCAAGUCAAAUCAGCCCGAUGAGAAAUACUUUGUGAAAACUUACUGCUUCACACCAAAGAACCUGGAAGGCAGGAUACUAUGUAUUCCUAUAGCGAUUAAGACGGAUCCCGCCAGCCCUUUUAACAUGGAUCUGAUUAAACAAAUUAAGCUUAAUCAUGACUUUGGUGAGCUUUUAUCGAAACAGGAAAAAACUAACAUUGUAAUUGAGUCAGCUAGUCGAAAACAAUAUCAGGUGCAUAAGAUUAUUCUAGCGGCUCACAGUUCGCUAUUAAGAAACAAAGUUAAGAAUGACACGGACUCACUAUUCUUGGAUAUAAGCGACAAUGAUAUGGAGUUGCUUCUUCAAUUCUUAUAUACGGGUACUAUUAAAGAUAUAUUAAGACAAGACUGCAUUAAUCUGUUAGAUAUUGCAGGCAAAUUUGAGUUAAAUAACCUAUUUUUCCUAGUACAAUAUGCUAUAGCUGAACAAAUUAAUGUUGGAAACUGUAUGGAAAUCGCUCUCAUAUCGGAGAGAUACAAUUUAGAAAAACUGCAAACAACUGUUUUUCAGUUUAUAAAAGAGAAUCCUCAAGUUUAUGAGACGGAAGGAUGGAAAAACUUGAAUGACAUCAAUCUAGCGAAGAAAAUGUUUCAGUAUGUGAAUACAAAUAAGAGCACUUAA
Molecule: messenger RNA, 1288 nt
Organism: Cydia amplana
Lineage: Eukaryota; Metazoa; Arthropoda; Insecta; Lepidoptera; Tortricidae
Exons: 3
Coding region: 191-1288 (365 amino acids)
Molecular function (GO): protein binding
Source: RefSeq, a predicted model, not a curated record